AUGUUCUAUGGGUAUCGUCAGAGGACCGGACCAUUCCGCAUAUCCUGGUGCCGAGAAUUGGUACAACAGAAGAUCUGUCGCGUGGACGAUCCGUCAAGACGAGCAUUCCUGCAGCAAGUUUAUGACCUAUUGAUCAUGAAGGGAGACAGCUGUUACUCGCGUUUCAAACUAAUGCAUUUCCGAGGCGAACGCCCACCAUUCUUAUACAAAAUCUUUUCUUCGCCACUUUACCGCGGUGUAGAGUGCGCUCUAUGGCCUGCCCUGUACCACAAGACUUCGCUAUGUGAGAGUCUACUAGAAGGACAGGACAAUCGCGCCAGUGGCAAGAUAGCGUUCAUGCACAAGCUGUUGUCACCAGUGCACGACUUCGCCCUAAAUUUUGAGAUUCUACAGUACCAGUACGAUCGG
Porites lobata is the source of this 408-nucleotide messenger RNA. Lineage: Eukaryota; Metazoa; Cnidaria; Anthozoa; Scleractinia; Poritidae. The record is from the annotation of a GenBank genome assembly.